AUGGCACCUCUCCGCUUGCACAUCGAAGGACAUAAGUUUCGUGAUCCAUACCACCGAGAAAUCACUUUAAGAGGAAUCAACGUCGCAGGCGACGCGAAAUACCCGAAGAAUCCAGACACUCCAUCCCAUGUCGCGGAAGGCUUUCUCGAUGGCGACAAUGUCUCGUUUGUUGGUCGACCUUUCAGCUUAGAGGAAGCUCCGUUACAUUUCGGCAGAUUGCGCAAAUGGGGGUACAAUACGAUUCGAUAUAUCUUCACUUGGGAGGCUAUCGAGCACUCUGGGCCAGGAAAGUACGACGAUGAAUGGGUUGCGUAUACUAUCGAGGUCUUGCGUAUCGCUAAACAAUACAAUUUCUAUGUCUUCAUGGACCCCCAUCAAGAUGUUUGGUCACGAUUCUCCGGCGGUUCCGGUGCUCCAUUAUGGACGCUGUAUGCCGCAGGCUUCAAUCCCGAGAGUUUCAACAAGACUCAAGCAGCCUUGGUUCAUAACACAUGGCCCAACCCGUCCGAAUUCCCGAAGAUGAUCUGGAGUCGAGACUUUGCGCCUAAGGCUAUUAUUGAUGGACGAAACAUUCAAGACUACUUGCAAGAACACUACAUUGCGGCUUGCAGAUACCUCGCUCUGAAGAUUCAUGAUGCCGGAGAUCUAGAGGAUGAGGUCGUCAUUGGAUGGGAGUCUCUCAAUGAGCCGAAUCGAGGACUAGUCGGAUACCAGGAUAUCAACGUGGUUCCUCCUGAACAACAACUCCAACUCGGAACUUCACCCACUGCAUUUCAAGCCAUUCUAAACGGGUCUGGUCGCGCCUGUGAAAUGAGUACAUGGGCUUUUGGGAGCUUUGGCCCUUAUGAGACUGGAAAAGAACUAGUCGAUCCGGAGGGCGAGUCUGCAUGGUUACCCGCUGAUUACGAUGAUACCAAAUACGGCUGGAAAAGGGACCCCAAUUGGAGACUCGGGAUAUGUAUAUGGGCACAACAUGGCGUCUGGGAUCCCUCCACAGACGAACUGCUGCAGGGUAAUUACUUUUCUAAGGUUCCCAAAACAGGGGAACCUCUGAAUUACGAUGUCUUCACCAACACAUAUUUCAUGGAUCACUACAGGGCCUUUCGAGAUGCUAUACGGAGUGUGCACUCGAAUUGCAUACUCUUGAACCAACCCCCAGUCAUGGAAGUGCCUCCCAAGCUCAAAGGAACUGAAGAUGACGACCCAAAUAUGGUGCAUGCGGCGCACUACUAUGAUGGACUGACACUACUCACAAAGCAUUGGAAUCGUAUGUAUAAUGUUGACGUGAUAGGUGUUCUUCGCGGGAAGUACUGGACGCCAGCGUUUGCUGUCAAAGUGGGAGAAACUGCCAUACGCAACUGCUUGCGCAAUCAGCUCAAAUUUCUACGUGACGAAAGUUUCGAGCGCAUGGGAGAUCAUCCGAUGAUCUUCAGUGAAAUUGGCAUUCCUUAUGACAUGGACGAUAAGAGUGCAUAUAAGACGGGCGACUACAGCAGUCAGAUAAGCGCAAUGGAUGCCAAUCACUUUGCACUAGAAGGUAGUGGGUCGAACGGCUUCACACUAUGGGUUUAUGCAACUCAGAAUGACCAUGAAUGGGGAGAUCAAUGGAACGGAGAAGAUCUUUCUAUAUAUUCUAGAGAUGACCUUGAACUUCCAUCUUCCCUGAGUGAUUCGACCUUGACACUCGACCGUAAUUCGCCCUCAUUCUCUCAGAGCAGCAGCUCGAUUGACAAUGGCAAAAUCACUCAUCAUAAUAUCAAGAAUGUCAUAGAGACCCCAAGCUUUUCUCGGCAGGCAUCUAAAGCAUCUUCUGAGCCAGAAGGAAAGCCGGGAUUCAGGGCAGCAGAGGCAUAUAUUCGGCCUAGUGCUGUUUACACAAACGGCGACCUCCUCGCUCAAGGAUUUGAUCUCAAGAGCUGCAAAUUUACGCUGUCGCUCUAUGCGGACAAGCCGACUACCCAGGAAGCGCCUACUGAGAUCUAUUUGCCAGAAUUUCACUUCCCUGCUGCAGAAAUUGGCGUUACCGUGAGCGGAGGGAAGUGGACCACUGAGAACCGAGAAGAGUCUUCUUAUUCGUUCCAAGUUCUCAAAUGGUGGCAUGGCGAAGGAGACCAAUACAUCACAAUACAAGGGAUCAAGCGCAGAGCGAGUGGUCUCAUCAUCAGCCCUGAGGAUGAAUCUUACCUGGACCAGUGCCAAAAGAACUGCUCCGUGAUGUAA
Messenger RNA from Talaromyces amestolkiae, 2220 nucleotides. RefSeq lists its product as uncharacterized. The transcript is spliced from 4 exons. The coding region runs from base 1 to 2220 and encodes 739 amino acids. The record is from RefSeq and is a predicted model, not a curated record. Gene Ontology annotation, molecular function: steryl-beta-glucosidase activity. NCBI's taxonomy places the organism in Eukaryota, Fungi, Ascomycota, Eurotiomycetes, Eurotiales, Trichocomaceae. Gene Ontology annotation, biological process: carbohydrate metabolic process; ergosteryl 3-beta-D-glucoside catabolic process.